Messenger RNA from Pongo pygmaeus (Bornean orangutan), 6140 nucleotides. It is a transcript of the gene FNBP1, whose product is annotated as formin binding protein 1. The record is from RefSeq and is a predicted model, not a curated record. Gene Ontology annotation, molecular function: protein binding. The transcript is spliced from 17 exons. Lineage: Eukaryota; Metazoa; Chordata; Mammalia; Primates; Hominidae. Bases 271 to 2223 code for a protein of 650 amino acids. Gene Ontology annotation, biological process: signal transduction; endocytosis.
GCACUCCGCCCCUCCCCCGCUCUCCGGGCGUAGGGCGGGCGGGCGCUGCGGCGGCCGCGGCUGCUGCUUCUUCGGGCCAUUUUGCUGUGGAGCGGCGGGGAGGAGGAGCCGCCGAGGAGACCCCGGGCGAGGAUCUACGAGCCGAAGGAGGCCGCGCGGACUCCGGGCUUUCCGCCGUCGCGGGGAUCUCGGGGGGCAAAGGGAUCGCCGGGGAGGGGGACCAGAGAGCCGCGCCCGCCGCGCGGAGCGCCCCUUCGCGUCCCCUGCACCAUGAGCUGGGGCACCGAGCUCUGGGAUCAGUUUGACAACUUAGAAAAACACACACAGUGGGGAAUUGAUAUUCUUGAGAAAUAUAUCAAGUUUGUGAAAGAAAGGACAGAGAUUGAACUCAGCUAUGCAAAGCAACUCAGGAAUCUUUCAAAGAAGUACCAACCUAAAAAGAACUCGAAGGAGGAAGAAGAAUACAAGUAUACGUCAUGUAAAGCUUUCAUUUCCACCCUGAACGAAAUGAAUGAUUACGCGGGGCAGCAUGAAGUUAUCUCCGAGAACAUGGCGUCACAGAUCAUUGUGGACUUGGCACGCUAUGUUCAGGAACUGAAACAGGAGAGGAAAUCAAACUUUCACGAUGGCCGUAAAGCCCAGCAGCACAUCGAGACUUGCUGGAAGCAGCUUGAAUCCAGUAAAAGGCGAUUUGAACGCGAUUGCAAAGAGGCGGACAGGGCGCAGCAGUACUUUGAGAAAAUGGACGCUGACAUCAAUGUCACAAAAGCGGAUGUUGAAAAGGCCCGACAACAAGCUCAAAUACGUCACCAAAUGGCAGAGGACAGCAAAGCAGAUUACUCAUCCAUUCUCCAGAAAUUCAACCAUGAGCAGCAUGACUAUUACCAUACUCACAUCCCCAACAUCUUCCAGAAAAUACAAGAGAUGGAGGAAAGGAGGAUUGUGAGAAUGGGAGAGUCCAUGAAGACAUAUGCAGAGGUUGAUCGGCAGGUGAUCCCAAUCAUUGGGAAGUGCCUGGAUGGAAUAGUAAAAGCAGCCGAAUCAAUUGAUCAGAAAAAUGAUUCACAGCUGGUAAUAGAAGCUUAUAAAUCAGGGUUUGAGCCUCCUGGAGACAUUGAAUUUGAGGAUUACACUCAGCCAAUGAAGCGCACUGUGUCAGAUAACAGCCUUUCAAAUUCCAGAGGAGAAGGCAAACCAGACCUCAAAUUUGGUGGCAAAUCCAAAGGAAAGUUAUGGCCGUUCAUCAAAAAAAAUAAGCUUAUGUCCCUUUUAACAUCCCCCCAUCAGCCUCCCCCUCCCCCUCCUGCCUCUGCCUCACCCUCUGCUGUUCCCAACGGCCCCCAGUCUCCCAAGCAGCAAAAGGAACCCCUCUCCCACCGCUUCAACGAGUUCAUGACCUCCAAACCCAAAAUCCACUGCUUCAGGAGCCUAAAGCGUGGGACUCAGUCUUUCUGUUUUCACAAAGAACUCAUGAAGAGGACGAUAGGGAAACCCACGUAUGCCUUUGAGGCUAGGGACUAUGUUCUUUCUCUCAAGCUGGGUGCAACACCGGAGGAUUUCAGCAACCUCCCACCUGAACAAAGAAGGAAAAAGCUGCAGCAGAAAGUCGAUGAGUUAAAUAAAGAAAUUCAGAAGGAGAUGGAUCAAAGAGAUGCCAUAACAAAAAUGAAAGAUGUCUACCUAAAGAAUCCUCAGAUGGGAGACCCAGCCAGUUUGGAUCACAAAUUAGCAGAAGUCAGCCAAAAUAUAGAGAAACUGCGACUAGAGACCCAGAAAUUUGAGGCCUGGCUGGCUGAGGUUGAAGGCCGGCUCCCAGCACGCAGUGAGCAGGCGCGCCGGCAGAGCGGACUGUACGACAGCCAGAACCCACCCACAGUCAACAACUGCGCCCAGGACCGCGAGAGCAGCCCAGAUGGCAGUUACACAGAGGAGCAGACUCAGGAGAGUGAGGUGAAGGUGCUGGCCACGGAUUUUGACGACGAGUUUGAUGAUGAGGAGCCCCUCCCUGCCAUAGGGACGUGCAAAGCUCUCUACACAUUUGAAGGUCAGAAUGAAGGAACGAUUUCCGUAGUUGAAGGAGAAACAUUGUAUGUCAUAGAGGAAGACAAAGGCGAUGGCUGGACCCGCAUUCGGAGAAAUGAAGAUGAAGAGGGUUAUGUCCCCACUUCAUAUGUCGAAGUCUGUUUGGACAAAAAUGCCAAAGGUGCUAAGACUUAUAUUUAAUACCAUAAAAAAAAAAAAAAAAACUUUAAAAAAAUGGAGUUGUUUCUCCCCACAACCGUGACUGUUACAGGCAGUUCCUCAAGAGACUGGCUGGCAAGCACCGUUGUGCGCGUUCUCCUGUAGUCUCACGUGGACUUCAGGGUCCGGGCACCUGAAUUGCCUUGUCUAGUUUGGGCUGUAAUCAAGUUUCACUUGCUGAUGAAAUUUUAUGUGGAAAGCUGCCAACCGCCAGCUUACAGCUGUGUCAUUCGAAAUCUGAUAAACAUUUCUUCUUUUGGCAGUAUCUGUAGAUUAAAAAAAAAAAGUUGCAUUGUAGCUUCUCAUCUUUCUGAAUUUAAAAGCCGGCACACAUCAUGCAGGUGCCAAAGACUUCCCUACUCUUGUUUAUAUCUAGUAUCCACCAUACACUGAGCUACAUUAGGAGGUUACAGAUUGUAACUUAAUAAACUGAACUGUGUUAGUUUGUUAAAUUGUAUGCUCAUUCACUUGGGAGGAAGUCACAAGUAAAAUAACAUCUCCUCCUUCUUGACUAAAGCAGUAAAUAAGAUUCUUAUAUUGGCAUCAAAAGUGUGUAUUUUUACUUAAACGUGGUCAGCAUCCUUGCUAGGGCAUCACGAGUAUCCUGUUACAUCUAUAUGAUCCCAGAUAACCAGCUGAAAUCUGGAAAAGUUUGGUGAAUUGACCAGUUGAUUUUUACAUGGCAUUGCUGAUUUUCCAAAUGUCACCAAAUUGACAGGUUUUUGUUGUUGUUGUUGUGUUUGUGUUUUGUUGUUGUUGUUGUUUUGAGACAGGGUCUGGCUCUGUUGCCCAGGCUGGAGUACAGUGGCUCACUGCAACCUCUGCCUCCCCCAGGUUCAAGCGAUUCUCCUGCCUCAGCCCCCCGAGUAGCUGGGAUUACAGGCAUGCACCACCACGCCCGGUAAUUUUUGUAUUUUUAGUAGAGACGGGUUCGCUGUGUUGGCCAGGCUGGUCUCAAACUCCUGACCUCAAGUGAUCUGCCUGCUUCUGCCUCCCAAAGUGCUGGGAUUACAGGCGUGAGCCACUGCGCCUGGCCCAAAUUGACAGUUGAUCAGAUGUGCUAGUGCUGUUUAGAUGCAGUUACUUAAAAGCAGAGCAUGUCCAUGCAUCAGCUCGUUUUGGCUGUGAUUUUCUGUCACACUUGGUUCUGUUUCUGUUGGUUUUAACUCACGCUUGCCCAGGUGGGGCUAUAAAGAGAACGUGGUGUGGCAGCAACUGCUUCUCCCCACAGACACGGAUCUCAGCACAUCGCUGUUCAAAGAGUUUGGGGGUUUGCUUUUGUUUUUUUGUUUUGUUUUUUGUUGUUGUUUUUUGCUUUCAAUCAUUGGCAAAGUUUGGAUUUACUGGAAAUUAUUUUAGAAUUUCUGGCUCAUUUUAUACAAUUAACUGUAGCCAGAAUGAAGUAAAAUGUCUCACCACAUCGAAAGGAAUCUAGGCCACAUGAGAAUUUGCAUUUUUAAAUUGGCAUUGAUGUGGGAGGGGAGAUAGUGAAGUUGGUCACACGCGUAGAUGGUUGCCAGGCAUUUCACUGGGCCCAUUGCGAGAAUCCACCCCGAGAUCAUAGACAACCCACUACAAAUGGGUCAGAAUGAAGGUGUUGGGUCAGAUUCUCUUUUUAUUUGAUUUUGAAAAUUAUUUCCUUGUGUCCCUCGUGCUUUCAAGUAGGAAAUUAGCCCCUGCCUCUACACUGUGUGUUCAUUUGAUCAGCUCAAGUCCAUUUAAAGCUGAUUUUCCAAGCAGUAGCUGCACAUUCAGGCUCUAGAACCUAGUAGGGGUUCUGGAUGUUAGGGGCCAUGUUUCAAGAUUCUCGCAGCCACUUAACCUUUACUUAGUGACAGCCUGAUUUUUUAAAAAACAUACUUUUUUUUUUUUUUUUUUUGAGACGGAGUCUUGCUCUGUCGCCAGGAUGGAGUGCAGUGGCACAAUCUUGGCUCACUGCAACCUCUGCCUCCCGAGUUCAAGCGAUUCUCUUCCCUCAGCCUCCGGAGUAGCUGGGACUACAGGCGUGUGCCACCACGCCCGGCUAAUUUUUUGUAUUUUUAGUAGAGACGGGUUUCACCGUGUUAGCCAGGUUGGUCUCGAUCUCCUGACCUCGUGAUCCAUCCGCCUUGGCCUCCCAAAGUGUUGGGAUUACAGGCGUGAGCCACCGUGCCUGGCCUUUUUUUUUUUUUUUUUUUUUUUUUUGAGACAGAGUCUCACUCUGUCACUUAGGCUCAAGGGCAGUGAUACAGUCCUGGUUCACUACAACCUCUGCCUCCCAGGUUCAAGUAAUUCUUGUGCCUCAGCCUCCCGAGUAGCUGGGAUUACAGGUGCCUGCCACCACACCUGGCUAAUCUUUGUUUUUUCUUUUUUUUUUUUUUAAUGGAGACGGGUUUUCACCAUGUUGGCCAGGCUGGUCUCAAACUCUUGGGCUCAAGUGAUCCGCCCGCCUCAGCCUCCUAAAGUGCUGGGAUUACAGGGUGAGCCACCGUGCCAGGCCCACAUUUCUUUUGGAUACUAUUGCUGACAUAGUAUCAAUAAAGGCACCCAUCCUAACCCUAGGCCUCUUUGUAAAUAUUGCAGCAAGAAAAUCAGCUGACCCUUCAACCACAGGGAUCUGUUUAAAUGAGCAGUAGCAAGUUUCUAGCUUUACCCCAGUAAACAAGUGAAUGGGAAACCUAAGGUAUUAAAAUCUGACCUUUCUAUCCGAUGACAAACUCAUUUCCAGUCUGUGAGCUCCUGGACAAAGCAAACUAACCACUGAAAAAUUUGAAAAUAGGGCAAGACGACAUUAACCUUGUGAAAGUCUGCUUUGAAAAAAGGCAUUCUGUCAAGCUGUGUAUUUUUUUCUUAUUUAAUUAUUCAAAUUUAGUUAUUUCGUUAUUCACAUUUAAUUCAGAAAAUAGCUCAGUUGGUUUCAGGGGGAAUGGGGUGGGAGGGGUCUGGGCACAUAAAUCUAUGAUGAUAAUUGUAAAUGUAUGAUCAUUAAGUUGUAUGCCUCAGUACUAUAACAGGUGAAUCUCUGUAAUAUUGACUAAACAGUUAAAGAUAUUUUGUAAAUUUCAGGUCCAUCUCAUCAAUGCAUGAAAUAUUAGAAAACCAAAUUCCAAAGAAUCAGGAAUUUCCAUUUCCACCCAAAGUAUACUUUAUUAUCUUCUAGCAGUUCUCUGUUAAAAGAAGCAAAAUCUCAGCUACUUAUAUAAUUUUCUCCUUUUAUUUGAAAGUUACGCUUAGAGAUUGAUGAUAUGUACAGAGAAGCCUUUCCUCCCUACUCUGUUUAUAACUCUGUCCAACUUGCCCACAAACACUGCCCUCCUUAAACCCAUCUGAUGUGGGCAAAGCCACUGUUUUCUUAGGCGCUAACUCAGUGCAGCUGUUUUAUUUUUAUAAUGCCGGUCAACCUUUUGUGUGUGUGUGUGUGUGUGGUGUCUACGAUGUGCUUAUUAUUUAAUAAUUGCCAAAAUAUUUAGACUAGAGUAACUUCCGGUGGGUCAAUUGGAUUGUGACUUUCUUUUGUGGCUUUUUGGUUUUUCGAUUGCUCUCUGUUAAAUGUUUUCAUAAUUCCCCCCACAGAAUACAUGUGUAUAUACUGCAACUUAAAAACUAAAAGCAGUACUUGAAUGAGUUGUUUUAAUGUUGUACUUUUAUCUGUUUGUUUUAUGGGUUCUCCUGCUGCCUAAUGACCUUUCUGUUUUUAUAACUGCCGGAAAGCCGCGAAGCCUCUCGCACGGGGAGCUAGGUCCCCGCUGCGGCUCCGCACUUGAGUUUAUUAUAAACUCUGGGGUUCUGAGUAAGUUUUGUUUGAAUACAGCAACAUGAUUGUCUCUUUCUAUUCUUAUCCUAAAAGAAAAGACUCUGUCUGGCAUCUUUUAGUUGUACCCUCAUAUCUGCCUCUCUAAUAAAUGUUAUAUUUUUUCUCA